AUGGGUGGGCUGCAUGGUGUUCCAAUCACCAUGUUAAACUACAGGGGUGUAAGAAAAUUGGCUAGCAGAGUGGGGAAAAUCAUUACAGUUAAGGAGGGCUGCAUCUCACUCCGCAAAGCUACCUAUGUAAGGGCUAAAGUGUGGAUUGAACCGGGUAACCCUCUCACUCCUAGCUUUCAUAUUACUAAACGAAAUGAGGUGGAGGAACCUGAGCCUACGGCGUGGUAUCCGGCGGAUAUUCCAGAUGGGGAUGAUUCUGACAAUGAAGACGGAGGCAAUGCAGACGAUGAUUCAGAUGAUGACAAUGAUCCUGGUCACUCACCACAGAAUUCUAAUGAUCAACACUGGGAUGCAACUAUGGAUGCUGCCUCUGAUCCAACAGUGCCCCAUACAUUCCAAAAUGGACACCUUGAUAAUGGUCAUGUCAAUUCAGGAUAUGGGGGGAGGGGGGAGGACAGGGAGGAUUUAGUCGAGUCCAAUAUUGAGCUGCAGUCCUCCUCUGAGUCUUCCACUUGUUCCAGUUUAAAAGUGAGAGCACGCAGGUUGAAGAAGUCUUCCAAGAAACACAAACGGGCACUGAAACCAGCUUUCUGUAUGCAGGCUUGGGAUUUGGAUUCUGGUGAUGGCUCAGAUGAUUCACUAGAUUGCUACAACAUUCGAAUGGCGGAUUCAGACAUUGAGAUGCAACAUGAACUUGAGAUUGAUGUUGCAGGCACUUUAAGGCGAUCAAUAUAGCCUAGUAAAAGAAGGUUCAUCAGAAAG
Oldenlandia corymbosa var. corymbosa is the source of this 762-nucleotide messenger RNA. Lineage: Eukaryota; Viridiplantae; Streptophyta; Magnoliopsida; Gentianales; Rubiaceae. The record is from the annotation of a GenBank genome assembly.